AUGUCAGACAGAAGAAUUUCUCUGAAUACAGAAAACGCUAUAACAUCCACACCCUCUGCAAUGGGUACCAGUGUAAACAACUAUACUGAAGCAGACAAGACUACUGAAGUAAAGGAGACCAAUAAUGAGUCUGAUUCGGAACUAAAUGAGAUCCACUUGCUCAAUUCCAAUAUAGAAACUGAGUACAAAAAGUCUAGGGGUGUGAAAAGGAUCGAGAAUGUAAAAAUCAUGAUGAGUUCGGCUGAACAUGGUAAGGCUAUCACAAUCGCAUUCUGUACGUGUCUUUUAGUGAUUGCAUGGAUUGGUUCUUUGGAUUCUUCAACGACGCCCAAUUAUGCUAUUCCCGCUGCUUCCAAUUUCAGUAGACACUCAAUGAUUUCUACUGUUGACAUAGCAACAGGGAUAAUCGGUUCCGUGGUUUUACCUAUUCUUGCCAAGUUCUCUGACAUUACUUCCAGACCCAUUUGUUUUGGCGUUUCUUUACUUUUUUAUACUGUGGGAACGAUUAUUGCGGCUUCUUCUACGACUAUUAGUUCUUACGUGGCUGGUUCAGUGUUACUUGCUGUUGGUUCGAAUGGUACAGGCUUUGUGAAGGAUAUUAUCGUUGCUGAUUUAACAAGUUUAAAGUGGAGAGGUCUUGUAAAUGCUAUUAUGACAACUCCGUACUUAAUAACCGUCUGGUUCGCUGGUUUGAUCGUUGACGCCGUCUUGAAAACCAACUGGAGAUGGGGAUACGGUAUGUUUUCUAUUAUCAUGCCCGUAACCGUAUUUCCAGCUAUUUAUGUGUUGUAUUACUUUGAACACAAAGCACAAAAGUUUGUUCCUAAGGUGGAGAAGGUAAAGGUAUCGGUUUGGAAAAUCGUCUGGGAUGCUGCAAUUGAAAUCGAUGCUUUCGGUUUGCUUCUCUUAGGCUUUGGUUGGGCUUUGUUUUUAUUGCCUUUCUCCUUGUACUCUUACGCUGAAAAUGGUUGGGCGAACCCUAGUAUAAUUGCAAUGCUUGUAGUUGGUCCCGUAUUAUUGGUAAUUUAUACGGUAUAUGAAAUUUUCUGGGCCCCUUUCCCUUCUAUGCCUAAAAGAGUGCUCAUGAACAAGACAUUUAUUACCGCUGUCGUUAUCAAUGUUAUAUACAUGAUGGCAGAUGGAAUUAGAGAACAGUACUUGUCCACUAUUCUUUGGAUCGCUAAGGAUUGGUCAGAUCAAAAUUGGACUUACUUCAAUAACACCUUGACUAUGUCUUUGUGUUUCUUUGGCGUUAUAGCUGGAAUCACUUGCAGAAUCACGCACCGUUACAAAUACAUGCAAUCUUUCGGUAUUCUAGUCAGAGUUAUAUCUUAUUGUCUUCCUCUUAGAGCUCAGGGAACACUCGCUGAUACUGCUUCAUUCGUCAUGUGCCAAGUCUUAAUGGGGUUCGGCUCGGCUUAUUCUACAAUUGGUACCCAAAUUAGUUCACAGGCAUCUGUUCCUCACCAAGAUUUGUCUUUAGUUAUGUCUUUGGUCCUUCUUUGGUCAACUAUUGGUAGUGCUAUUGGUAGUGCUAUUGCUGCUCCAAUAUGGUCAUCAAAAAUGCCCGCAUACUUCAGAGAAUUUAUUCCAGAUACUUACACUGACGAGGAAGUUUACGGUUUCUACACAGACAUGAGCUCUUUGAGGGCCAUGCAUUACGAUUCUGAUGCCAGACAAGGGGCUAUUAAGGCAUUCUCAUAUGUUGCUAUCUACAUGUUUGCUCCCCCAGUUGCUAUGGAAUUUAUCAACUUUUUAUUGAGUUUCUUGCAGACCAACUAUUACUUGGGUGAUACUCAUAAUGCCAUUGAAGACCAGGAUGGCAAAGAUCCAACCGAUCCUGAUAGGGAAAAAUACGUUCCGCAAAAUACUAAAGAGAAAAUUAUGUAUCUCCUCAGCUAA
Messenger RNA from Debaryomyces fabryi, 1902 nucleotides. RefSeq lists its product as uncharacterized. The record is from RefSeq and is a predicted model, not a curated record. The transcript has a single exon. Gene Ontology annotation, biological process: transmembrane transport. Gene Ontology annotation, molecular function: transmembrane transporter activity. Lineage: Eukaryota; Fungi; Ascomycota; Pichiomycetes; Serinales; Debaryomycetaceae. Bases 1 to 1902 code for a protein of 633 amino acids.